UGGUGACGUUAAGCGUCAGGGUUGAAUCGUACGGAACGUGGUUCUCAUUGUUGGCGCGUUGAGUGCUGUUCCCGGCUACAGUCUUACGCGUUCUAGAGUCUCGGUAAUACGGUAACGUGACCCAAGAGCCCUGCAAUGAGCGGAGGCGUUUACGGCGGAGAUGAAGUCGGAGCCUUGGUCUUUGACAUCGGCUCGUAUUCGGUACGGGCUGGAUAUGCGGGCGAGGACUGUCCCAAGGUAGAUUUCCCCACUACUAUUGGAAUGGUUCUUGACAGGGAAGAUGGUAGCACGCCUAUGGAGACUGAUGGGGAGCAAAACAAAUCUAGAGGCCCAACAUAUUAUAUUGAUACCAACACACUCAGGGUACCACGGGAGAACAUGGAGGCCUUCUCGCCACUAAAAAACGGAAUGAUUGAAGACUGGGACAGUUUUCAGGCAAUUCUCGAUCAUACGUACAAAAUGCAUAUCAAGUCUGAAGCAAGUUUACACCCGGUGCUGAUGUCCGAGGCUGCGUGGAACACCAGAGCCAAACGUGAGAAACUGACCGAGCUGAUGUUUGAACAUUACAAUAUCCCUGCGUUCUUUCUCUGCAAAACGGCGGUUCUCACAGCAUUUGCCAAUGGUCGCUCCACGGGGCUUAUAUUGGAUAGUGGUUCUACACAUACUACAGCAAUUCCAGUACAUGAUGGAUAUGUCCUUCAGCAAGGGAUUGUAAAAUCCCCCCUCGCAGGAGACUUUAUUACUAUGCAAUGUCGAGAAUUAUUUCAAGAGAUGAAUGUGGAUUUAAUACCCCCUUAUAUGAUUGCUUCAAAGGAGGCUGUACGGGAAGGAGCCCCAGCCAACUGGAAGAGAAAGGAGAAGCUUCCUCAGGUCACCCGUUCUUGGCACAACUACAUGUGCAACUGUGUAAUUCAGGACUUUCAGGCGUCUGUCCUUCAGGUUUCAGACUCCACUUACGAUGAACAGGUAGCGGCCCAGAUGCCAACCGUUCAUUAUGAAUUUCCCAAUGGUUAUAACUGUGAUUUUGGAGCAGAGCGACUGAAAAUUCCAGAAGGAUUAUUUGAUCCUUCCAAUGUAAAGGGGCUGUCUGGUAAUACUAUGCUCGGUGUCAGCCAUGUUGUGACCACAAGUGUUGGAAUGUGUGAUAUAGACAUUAGACCGGGUUUAUACGGUAGCGUGAUUGUCGCUGGAGGAAAUACAUUAGUACAGGGAUUCACAGACAGAUUGACAAGAGAACUGUCUCAAAAAACACCACCGAGUAUGAGACUAAAGCUGAUUGCUAACAAUACCACUGUGGAAAGGAGGUUCAGCUCGUGGAUCGGAGGUUCAAUCCUUGCCUCCCUUGGAACCUUCCAACAGAUGUGGAUUUCAAAACAAGAAUAUGAAGAAGGAGGAAGGCCAUGUGUGGAGAGAAAAUGUCCUUAGUCCUUUCCAGACCGUCACCUGUUUCUUGUUCACUAUUUUUAAUAGCUUUAGCGUACUCAGGAAACCGUUUGAAUUUUUUGUAGCUAAAAUCCUUGUAUAUUCCUUUAAAUCCUCAGUAGAUGCCUGGCUCACGGAUACAUGAAACAUGCAUCAGGUCCCAAGCAAUAAUGAACGUUCUGUAAGCCUCCUGUGAGAAACGCGGUUGAGCUAAUGUUCGAGAAACGGAAGUUUGCAUAUUAAGAUGUACACUUUAGUGUUAAUUGUCCAGCGUAGAAUAUAAUGGUUUCGUUGAGAGAAAUUCUGACGUCAUAUAUUAAAUAAAUGAUGCAGUAUCGUGAAGUAGGAGCCAAUGAAAUUUGUCACUGCUGCCUAUUAAGUACAGUAAAGGCCUUAUUCUAGAUAACCGUAUGCAAUCUUUUUAUAUAUUUGUACAUGUAAUUCUUUACCAUUUGCUAUUUUUUUUCUGUAAUUCCCCUGAAGUUUGAAAGUAGGCCUUACAAUUUGAUCUAUUGGACAGUAAAAUCUGUUACUACUGAAUAAAACUGUACUGAAAUAAAAUGUGGUAACUAGUUACUGUAAAUAUGGAUUUUUUAUGUAAUAUGUGGCAGUAUGGCUUAUGUUGUAUAGACGUAAUGUACACCUUUAGGUGUUUAUAGUCCCAUAGGUCCCACUGUCCAUUUGAAACUUUUCCAAUAAACGCCUGUUAAGGAAAGAA
Molecule: messenger RNA, 2140 nt
Organism: Spea bombifrons (plains spadefoot toad)
Lineage: Eukaryota; Metazoa; Chordata; Amphibia; Anura; Pelobatidae
Gene: ACTL6A
Product: actin like 6A
Exons: 14
Coding region: 136-1425 (429 amino acids)
Biological process (GO): nervous system development; regulation of transcription by RNA polymerase II
Cellular component (GO): SWI/SNF complex; NuA4 histone acetyltransferase complex
Molecular function (GO): chromatin binding
Source: RefSeq, a predicted model, not a curated record